Necator americanus (New World hookworm) is the source of this 561-nucleotide messenger RNA. RefSeq lists its product as uncharacterized. The transcript has a single exon. Lineage: Eukaryota; Metazoa; Nematoda; Chromadorea; Rhabditida; Ancylostomatidae. The record is from RefSeq and is a predicted model, not a curated record. The coding region runs from base 1 to 561 and encodes 186 amino acids.
AUGGGAAGCAUUCGCAGCGUUAGGGAAGCUACGGACCAACUGACGGACCAAGAUCUUCGUGCCCAUCUGUUCGACUCGACAGUCCUUCCAUCGCUCUGUUACGCAGCGGAGACGUGGGCAAACACCGCGGCCACGUCGAGGAAGCUACUUACUACCCACAGAGUCCUUGAGAGAUGUCUCCUGAAGUUUAACCGGCGCACACAACACCUUGCCGGUCUUCGUAGCUCCGACUUAAGAGGAAUGUCCCGUCUUCGCGACCCAGCGGAAUAUGUAUCGAAAGCAAAAUAUAGAUGGGCCGGUCACAUCAUGAGAAGGAUCGACGAUAGAUGGACUAAAAGAACGCUAAAGUGGAUCCCAAGGGUGAAAGCUAAACGCCCCCGAGGGAGACCGCCAACGAGAUGGGGUGAAGUGUUCGCUGCACGGAUGGACCAGCUGAGAGCUCAGCUGGAUACGGCUCAAGGACCUCGUCAACGUCACUCGCGAAGCUUGAGAACAUCUUGGAUGACAAUGGCGAGGGAACGAAACGAGUGGAAGAGAUGCUGGGGCCCGCACGUCGAGUGA